AUCAGGAUAGGAGACAGGAAAUAUCAUGACGGCGGUACCACAGGUCGCUGGGCAGGAGCUCGAGAGCCGCCGUCCGAUGGAAUAUCGAAUCUACGAUUCUCCAACCACAGUGAUCAUCUUCUCGUAUCGUCGUGGGACAAGAGUGUGCGAUUGUAUGAUGCGAGUGCCAAUCUGUUGAGGGGAGAGUUCAUGCACGGUGGUCCUGUGUUGGACUGUUGCUUCCAUGAUGAUUCUUCGGGGUUCAGUGCGAGUGCUGAUAAUACUGUGAGGAGGCUUGUCUUCAACUAUGGUAGGGAGGAUAUUUUAGGAAGGCAUGAUGCACCUGUACGCUGUAUUGAAUACUCGUAUGCCACAGGGCAAGUGAUUACUGGUAGCUGGGACAAAACUUUGAAGUGUUGGGAUCCUAGAGGUGCAAAUGGGCCGGAUCGCUCACUUGUUGGGACGUACACACAGCCUGAGCGUGUCUAUUCUCUAUCACUUGUUGGCAAUCGCUUAGUUGUAGCAACUGCUGGAAGGCAUGUCAAUGUUUAUGAUCUACGGAAUAUGUCUCAACCUGAACAACGAAGGGAAUCUUCGCUGAAAUAUCAAACUAGAUGUGUGCGCUGUUACCCCAAUGGAACAGGUUAUGCUCUUAGUUCUGUUGAAGGCCGGGUUGCAAUGGAAUUUUUUGAUGUUUCUGAGGCUGGCCAAGCCAAGAAAUAUGCCUUCAAGUGUCAUCGAAAAUCGGAAGCUGGAAGGGACAUUGUCUACCCUGUUAAUGCCAUUGCCUUUCACCCUAUCUAUGGUACAUUUGCAACUGGGGGUUGUGAUGGUUAUGUCAAUGUGUGGGAUGGAAACAACAAGAAAAGAUUGUAUCAGUACUCAAAAUACCCAACAAGCGUUGCAGCCUUAUCAUUCAGCAGAGACGGCAGACUAUUGGCAGUUGCAUCAAGUUAUACAUAUGAAGAAGGAGAUAAACCUCAUGAACCCGAUGGCAUAUUUGUCCGCAGCGUAAAUGAAGUUGAAGUGAAGCCAAAGCCGAAAGCCUACCCCAAUCCUACCACAUAA
This is a messenger RNA of Ilex paraguariensis (yerba mate), 1047 nucleotides long. The record is from the annotation of a GenBank genome assembly. NCBI's taxonomy places the organism in Eukaryota, Viridiplantae, Streptophyta, Magnoliopsida, Aquifoliales, Aquifoliaceae.